AUGGCUCUGCGUGCAAUUAUGAAAGAAGUAUCUGCCAAAAAGUUGUCUGUUAAAAAAAGAAAGUUAAAAAAUAUCAAAUACUAUCCAAAAGAACUUGUCGCUUUUCUUACCGAUGUAAUCGAAGUUUUUCGAGCUGAAAAAACACUUUGUCACAUUUCACCGCCCGUCACAAUCGUUGGUGAUCUCAAUGGACACUUACAGGAUUUAGUCCGCAUUUUCAAUAUCAAAAACGAAAAGGCCCUAAAAGAAGAGGAUGGAAAACAGGUGUUCGCCACUGAGAAGUUUGUGUUUCUUGGGGAUUUGACUGGUGAAAACCAAAAGUACAACCUGGAAACUGUGUGCCUUUUGUUCGGCUUGAAAAUGCUCUAUUGUAAUCGAUACAUUCUUCUUCGUGGAUAUGAGGAGACUAGAUCAAACACAGAAUUUCGAAACCAGAUAAUGAGCAAGUUUCCCGGAGCAGCCGGCGAAGACAUUUGGUCAAAGUUCAAGACAGCUUUUAGUUUAUUGCCAGCUGCAGCAAUUGUUGGAGAAAAGAUUCUGUGUGUUCACAGUGGAAUCUCUCCAUUAGUCAAGCGAUCCAUUGGUGAAUUGAAAGAGAUUCCGAAAAGGGAUACAUUUGAAAAUCUCGCUCCAAUAGUCCGUGAUGUGAUAUUCGCACGUCCAUGUGAACCGGAGGAAGAUGGAGCGGAUUCAGAAGACCCACUUUACAUCUUCCACGAGCCAACCAACACAAGAAAGUUUAAUGAUGCGGCUAUCAAACAUUUCUGUGAAAAAGAGAAGAUUGAUUUGGUUGUCAGAAGUCAUGCAGUUUUGAGCAAUGGGUUCCGAUUCUCCGCUGACAAAAAACUCAUCACAAUUUUCUCUUCGCCAUCUUAUAAAGACAUGCCAAUGUUGCAUCCAGAAAGACUGAAUGAUGAUCAAAAAGUGGUGAAUUGUGCUAGUCUUAUCGAGAACCAUUUUCAGAAAGAUAUUGCAUGGUAUGAAGUCGACCAAUUGUGUAAUGAAGUCAUCGUGAAUCUUAUGAAUGAACAGAAUCUGGUUAGUGUCAGUGUUCCGGUUACAAUCGUUGGUGAUAUCCAUGGAAACUUCCAUGAUUUGUAUCGUGCUCUGUUGGCAAGAACCAAUCCGGAUAUGAUUGAAGAGAGAACUUCUGUUAAAACAUCACUGGAAGAACUCACACCUUUUUAUGCGAAUAAAUUACAAAAAAAGUUUGAAGAAGUGUUUUCUUGGAUGCCACUGGCUGCCGUGGUUGGAGAAAAGAUAUUCUGUGUUCAUGGAGGAAUAUCUCCACAUCUCGAUUCUUUAAAAGAUAUUGAUAAGAUACCAAGACCGCUACUAGAUGUAAAAGAAAACAUCCUUGCCACUGAUCUCAUUUAUUCGGAUCCUUUGGAUUACGAAUUUUUGCAUGUGCCGAAAAUGUUAGAGCUUUUUAGAUGCCCAUUUGAUACAGGUUUAAUUUAUAGAGAACCGAUAUUUGAAGCCAACUAUUUGCGUCAUGCUGGUGUUUUGUUCAAUGAAGCCACUGUGGAAGAAUUCUGUGAGAGAACUGGGAUGAAGCUGAUUGUCAGAAGUCAUACGAUGAUUCCAUUUGGAUAUCGGUUAUUUGCAAAUAGAAAGAUGAUUACAAUAUUUACUUCAACUGGAUACAAGAAAGAAAGAAAUCAUGGAUCUGUGAUGAAAGAAUUUGGAACAUCCAAUAUCAAACUAGAGUAG
Molecule: messenger RNA, 1713 nt
Organism: Caenorhabditis briggsae
Lineage: Eukaryota; Metazoa; Nematoda; Chromadorea; Rhabditida; Rhabditidae
Exons: 11
Coding region: 1-1713 (570 amino acids)
Cellular component (GO): nucleus; cytoplasm
Molecular function (GO): protein serine/threonine phosphatase activity
Source: RefSeq, a predicted model, not a curated record